UCCAGGUGGAAAUGUGUGUUUCAAAGAAAAGAUUUUGUUUUUGAAAUGGACGAUAUAGUCAAAUUAAUCAUUAAAAAAUCAACCGCUAAACAAUCACUAACCACCUCUUCAGAAUCAGAUUGCUCUAGUUCGAUUGACAAACAACCUCCAAUGACUCCGCCUGAAUAUCACAAGAAAUAUGUGCCACCGAAUCGAAGGAAUAACAAGAAACCACAACAGGACAAUAAAGACAAUAAACGAGAACAGCGAAAAGCAAGGUUUGCCAACAAUUCCUCAUCUUCAUCAUCACAAUCAAGCUAUGGAUUUGUAAGUCGAGGUGAAGAUAAUAGACUACAACAAAGUGCUUAUGACCGGGAACGAUUCUUUAUAUCAAUUAUUGGUCAAUUCAUCCAAUUCAAUUCCCAGACCCAAAUUGGUGACAUUCGUCUGCUUAUUAAUGAAGGAGACUUGCAAACUGCAAAUGCUGAAGUGAUGACCCCCCCCGCAGAUAAAAUCACCAUGGACUCGAUACUUUUAUCAAUACGUAAACUUCGAGAGGCAUUACUAUAUACCAAGCCCACACCAUUCCACAAAAAAGUUUUCCUAUUUUCAUUACGGCUUGCAGCAAUAGUGGGACAUUAUCAAACGUAUAUCCCUAGCAUAAAUUACCUUCUCCAUCACAAUAAAUCCCAAUUACAACUUACACAAGAAGAAGUUGGAGAAAUUUCUACCUUGCUUAUCCUUCAUCUUGUUCAUUUCAAUCUGGAUUUCUCACGAGCACAUGAUAUAUAUUUCAAAUAUAUUCCUGAGGAUAAGCCUACGUUAGAUAUAAUUCAAGCCUGGAUUCAUCAUGACUAUGUCAAGUGGUUUCAUUUUGUGAGUAUUCAAGAGGAUCCAUACAAGUUGGCAAUUAUGAAAUUGGGUUCCGAUAAGAUGAAGCGAUGGUUAAUAGAAAGUAUUGGAGCAGCUAUGUACAAAGUAGAUAAGAAAUGGUUAGAGAUGGAACUUGGUAGUGGAGAAAUAACUACCAAGGAAUUAACCGGCACAAAUUGGAGAGUAGAGGAUGGGACAGU
Molecule: messenger RNA, 1052 nt
Organism: Spathaspora passalidarum NRRL Y-27907
Lineage: Eukaryota; Fungi; Ascomycota; Pichiomycetes; Serinales; Debaryomycetaceae
Exons: 1
Source: RefSeq, a predicted model, not a curated record